AUUUACACCCCCUCCCACUCCAGGUCUAGGCAUAUCUCCUUGGAAGUAGCCUAGCCCCAGGUAAGUGUGUGUCCAGGGUGUGUUGAGAAGCAUGAGGAACAAGUGGAGACAGACUUGCGUGUUUGCAAACAUGCCUGUUACACCAGUCUGAGAAGGGCCAUUGGCUCAGUGGGUAGGACAUUGGCCUUGCAUGCAGAAGGUCCCAGGUUCAAUCUCUGGAAUCUCCAAGUAGGGCUGGGAACAUCCACUGCUUGAAACAACUGCCAGUCCUGAGGUAAAGGUAAAGGGACCCGACCAUUAGGUCCAGUCGUGACCGACUCUGGGGUUGCGCGCUUAUCCCGCAUUAUUGGCCGAGGGAGCCGGCGUAUAGCUUCCGGGUCAUGUGGCCAGCAUGACAAAGCCGCUUCUGGCAAACCAGAGCAGCACAUGGAAACGCUGUUUACCUUCCUGCUGUAGCGGUUCCUAUUUAUCUACUUGCAUUUUGACGUGCUUUCGAACUGCUAGGUUGGCAGGAGCUGGGACCAAGCAACGGGAGCUCACCCCGUCACAGGGAUUCAAACCGCCGACCUUCUGAUCAGCAAGCCCUAGGCUCUGUGGUUUAACCCACAGCGCCACCUGGGUGCCUAGUCCUGAGGUAGAUGGACCAAUAUUCUGACUUAGAACAAGGCAGCUUCCUAUUAGGGAGCAACAAUCGGGUAUGAUUACUGAGUGACCUGUCAGCAGGGAAACUGUGAUUUGCCAUGGCCUGAAUGCAUGAAAACGCCUUUUGUUAGCCCUGGGACCUGUGCCCAGUGCCAUUAUCCAGCAAGGAACAUGAGAUUCCCUCACUGGAAAAGAGUGCCUCUGAGCAUGUGUCAUGCACCAUAUACCUCUUACCCCUGAGCUCCUACAGAGCGACACACACACACACACACACGGAUGGCUAGCACAGCUGUGUCUAUCCCCCGACCCUCAGCACCUGCCACCUUAGGUGCCUGCCUCACUCUGCCCAAUGGCUGGACCAGCUCUCUGGUGGCCAGAUGCAAAAGCAGUCAGGCACCUCCUGCAUCUUUAAUUGCUGUAGAGCUGAGGGAAUUUUGGCAGGCAUGACUUGCAUGACAGAUUUCCUCUUCUUUACAACUAUGAAAGGUGCAAGAACACCACACAGCGAGAGACAGAGUGUGUCGUGUGUCUCCAUUUUCAAACAAAUGUAUUUGGAAUCUGGGAGAGGUCAGAUGAAAGGUUUUUCAAACCCAAACUGAGCCCUUCUGGCACUGGGCAUUAUAGCAGUGAAGCAGUUCUCUAGCAACUCCCAAGGUACACAAUGCCAUGACCUUGUUGAAGCUAAGCAGGUCUGGUUCUGGUCAGUACCCAGACAGAAAACUGUGUGGAACCAAACAUAUGCUGCCUUGAGUUCCAUGAAGGAGGAAUGGGCGGAUAUAAAUGUAAGAAAACGAAUAAAGUAUCCAGGUGAAUAGUCAUGUAGAAGAGGGAACCUACACCAUACAUGACAAGCUGCCCUCUUCAAUAAUAACAAUUAAAGGUGUAGGAGCCCCUUCUUCCUUUCCACCCAAGGCCUGGUCCUCCAGACUUUUCCUCCCUCUUCAGCUUUGUUCUAUUCCUGCAAAAUAACAAACUGGGUAUUUGCCUCCUGCUGAAGUUCAUGGCCAAAUAAUGCAAAUUAUUUCCCGAGCUAAUUUGCACCUCUGAGGACAAUUUGUUUAAAGAGCAUCCCACAGGGAAGCUGCAUGGAGAUGGGUGAGAGGUGCUUUGUUCCCCCAGUUUCACCUUGUAAGGGCUGCAACGCACCCAUGUCUGUCACCUGCCUCCUGCCAAUGUUUGCCUGGCCUUGCGGCUGCUCAAACAAGGCAGCUGGGCUAACUGCAAAUGAGAAGGCUGUGUGGAAAUGGGCAGCUGUGCAAGGCCUCUGACACAUUGCGCAUGUUGUGUGCCACUGCACAGACUGCCCCACAUCUGAGCCAGACAUGUGUGGAGCCAAACAGAACACCCUUGUCCAAUUAGCCAGUGGGAUCAGUGGCUGGUUCUUUACUAGGCUGUACAAUCUGUGUUACAUGAUAAAAAGCAGGGCUUUGACCAUCAGGUGCCCAAGGAGGGCUCCAGGCUGCAGCUCUUUUGUAGGAGGCAUUCAAGCCAGUGUGGCAUCAUGGUUAGAGCAUUGGACUAAGACCUGGGGGACCAGGGUUCAAAUCCCCCCAUGGUCAUGAAGCUCACUGGGUGACCCAGGGCCAGUUGCAUUCUCUCAGCCUAACCUACCUCAUAAAUACAGGUAGGUAGCUGUGUUGGUCUGCUGUAGUUAAAUCAAAAUAAAAAAAAAUUCCUUCCAGUAGCACCUUAGAGACCAACUAAGUUUGUUAUUGGUAUGAGCUUUCGUGUUCAUGCACACUUCUUCAGAUACCUCACAGAGUUGUUGUGGGGAUUAUAUGAGGAGGAGGAGAGCUAUGUACUCCUUGAGCUCCUUAGAGGAAAAGGUGGGAUAUACCGUAAAUACAAUACAAUACAAUACAAUACAAUACAAUACAAUACAAUACAAUACAUAAAUAAAUAAGCACUUUAGGUUUGCAUAAUGAAAGUGGAUCAAUGGGCUCUGUUGCCCUAGUGCAGGCAUAGGCAAACUCCGGCCCUCCAGAUGUUUGAGACUACAAUUCCCAUCAUCCCUAGCUAAUAGGACCAGUGGUCAGGGGUGGUGGGAAUUAUAGUCCCAAACAUCUGGAGGGCUGGAGUUUGCCUAUGCCUGCUGGUGCAAAUAAACCCCCCUUUUAAAAAGAAUCAGACUUUUCCAUUGUACCAGAGUGCAAUCGGCUAUCUUAGGUGGUGUGUGCAGGCCAGGCUGCAUGGUGCACACAAUUCUGCCCUCCAACAUCUCACCACUGCUCACUCCCCCAAGCUACCUGGGUGGCAUUGCAUCACAUGACCAGAACAAAACACACACAGAGGCAGUGCCUGCUGAAGUGCAUGUCCUCCUGGGCUGCCUCCUCGGCAAGGAAUGAUGCCAAUGGUAAUGCAUGGGAGAAAUUCAACCAGGCAAGAGAGUCAACAAGGCAGCAUGCCGGGGAAGAGGUUGACUAUUGCUGCUCUUCUGUCCUGCAGCAUCUGCCACUUGAGGUAGGUGCCUCCCUCUACCUAAUGAUAGAGCCAGCCCUGAACAGAAUGCAUGUGCAGAGUCUUCUGCACAAUGGAUUGUACUGCAUGUGGGCCACAGUGGGAGGGGUGACCUUGAAUGCAUGGGGGCAGACCCAGGUGAACUCAACAACAUCUUCCCCCAGCUGUACAUCUCUGAACAUAUAGAAUGUCAGCCACUUGCACUAAGGUCCCCCCCCCCCGGUUGCUGAACAUUGGCAGCUCUUUGGGGGUCUGCACCUGGCAUUCCAGUUCUUGAUUUCCUUGAAAAAGCUUCACUUCCUUGUGGGUUGCCAGGCAAAGGUGUCUGAAAAACAUCCUCCCUCCAGUGCACCGCUCCUGGCAGACAGAAGGUCUGUCCUGCCACAAUCGGCUAGAGUCCUCCUUUGUGGCAGGAGGGUGAACUGGAUGCCCCAGUCCGCACCCAUUAUUCUGUGAAAUAAGCUAAAGCACCAGUGAAAAGCAGGCACACACACACACACACACACACACACACACACACACACACACCCUAGCAAGGAGCACCUUUGCCUCACAUGCCAUAAAAGUGACACUCCUUCCCCUUUCACCAAGUCCCGCCUGCCUGUUGCUCCCUAAUUGUUCUCAGGGCCUUUCCCACAUUAUCAGGAGUUUUUCCCACUUCUGAUAAAGGGGACCCCUUCCCUUUCUGAAAAAUGGGGCCUAGUUGUUUCCGCAGUGGCAGGUUUCCCACAGUUCCAUGGGCAAGUUGCCAGGGGACGUUAUCAGCUCUUAGCUCUGUGUGUUUCUUUGCUAGAAUGGAACCCAAUAAACAAGCCUUGGAGGCAGGGUACGAGGAGGCAUGAGAAGAAGAAGAAAAAUACAUGAAAGCAGGCAUCGGCUUUUGACUUCAAUACCUACGUAUAAUUGCCCUAAUUCUAGGGUUAAAGGGCUUUUCAAAUAACCACUUGUCCUCCCAACAGCCCUCUGAGGCAAGCCCAUUUUAUAAAUGACAAACUGAGGAUGAGAGGCAGGGACUUACCUGAAAGUGCUCAGUUAGUUUAUGGCUGAAGAGGUGGGAUUUGAACCCAUGUUAAAUCCAGCAUCUUCAGAAGGCCAUAUAAAGACCCAUCAGGAAAGAAGUAUCUGUCUUAAUGUUAUUGUUACAGGUAGGUAGCCGUGUUGGUCUGAGUCGAAGCAAAAUAAAAAAAUUCCUUCAGUAGCACCUUAAAGACCAACUAAGUUUAUAUUUUGGUAUGAGCUUUCGUGUGCAUGCACACUUCUUCAGAUACACAGUUAUUGUUAUUGUUAUUGUUAUUGUUGUUUUUAAAAAGCAUGCAUUAUUGCCCAUCUCCAAAGAGCUCUGGGAAUUGUGGUUUAUGGAGGUGUUGAGGGCUCUGUGGGACUACAGGUUUGCUGCCACGUGGAACUACAAUUCCCAAGGUUCCUUGAGGGGGGAGGAGCCAGAAGGGUCGUUCCAUUCUGCUUUGUAGUACAGUAUAGACGGGUGACAAGGUGUCAUGUGUUGAAGCACUUGAAGCCACGCCCACUCGCCGCCCCCUAUAUACCUGAGGUAGGUUCCUGCUUUCCCCAGCGUCCUCUCCAGGAUGGCUGUUUUGACCCAGAGCCCUUAUCUUUUCCGCCAGGAAAUCCCAGUGAGCCUCCGAGCUGAUGGCACCCAGCGAUACCCCCGAUCCAUCCGCAGUGCCCACACUGUGAACAAGCUGCCAGCUGCGAAGGAGCGCUGGUGCCGGGUCACCUUCUCUUACACCCCAGCAAAGGACGAUGAGCUGGAGUUGUGCCCUGGAGAAGUGGUGCAGAUCUUGGAGGAGAUUGAGGACGGCUGGUGGUUGGGCAAGAAGAACGGGCAGUUGGGAGCCUUUCCGUCCAACUUUGUGCAAGAGCUAAACGGCCUGGCUUCAGAGAUGGUUUUUGCAGAGUCCAAAGUCGGAGCGGGGAAGCAGCGCCCCAAAAUGACCAAUGAGACCUUCGUCCUCAGUGAGCCAGAGAAGGUGGAGAACACCCCAGAGAAGCCUACCCCUCCUCGGAUGCAGGCGAGCCCCAAAGUCCAGGCUCUGCAGACCAGUGACGCUCCUGUCUAUUGCCGAGCCAUGUUUGAUUACGAACCAGAGCAUGAAGAUGAGCUCCUCCUCCGGAAAGGCGAUUUGGUCCUUUUGUUGAGCAAGGAGUCGGCGGAUGUGGGCUGGUGGGAAGGCGAGUCCCGUGGCCGGAGGGGGCUUUUCCCGGACAACUUUGUCAUGCCUCUGGCCCAGGUGGAGCCUGAGAUCAAAGCCAAGGUACCAGAGCGGAGGAAGGACUCCGAAAAAGCUCCAAAGCCAGGGAAGAAGGUCCUCCAAGGUGGCAAGGUGGAGACGAAACAUCCUGGAGACCACAAAGACUCAAAGGAACAAAAGAAAAUGGAAAGCUCCAGGAUGAAUCCUCUUCCGGUCAAGAAGACAGCUCCCCCUCCUCCUGUGCCGGCUAAGACAAAACCUGCCCCCAACCUUCCCCACAAAUCCUUAGGCAUUCCAGUUCCCAGCACAGCAACCCCUGUGGGAAAAGGAAAAUGCAAGGAGAAAACAGCAGAGACCAACACUUUUGAUGCCGUCCUUGUUCCCAGUGCCAAACUGAGCCACCCAACAGCCAGCCGCCCUAAAGUGCCAGGGAAGAGGCCACCUAGCCAGCUGAUGACCAGCUCACUGGAUGAGAUGGGAUCAACCCAGCCCUCGAGCUCCACAGAGAAAGCUAAAGGCCCUGAACUGUUGAAGGAGCAGUCCAGUUACACCAGAGAAGAGCCUUUAGCUCUAACCUGUGAGGCGUCACAAACAGAGGAGCAGCCAGCAUCUCUGGAUGAUCUCAAGGCAGAGCUCCGGUCUCUGAGGACCGUGAUGGACCUGAUGCGUGCACAACAUCGGAAAGACAUGGAGGAUCUGAAGGUGGUGAUGGGACAUGAGCAGACCAAGCGGGCCGCCUUACAGGCAGAAAUUGAAUGGCUGAAGCAGACGGUGCCUGUACCUGGGUCACUGGACAGUAAGCGCCACACACCUGGAAGUGGAGCCAUAGAGCUGGCAGGCCCUGCCAUCCCAUCCUCAAAUACUCCCAACACUCCCUCCGCAAUCUCUACCAAGGACUGAAUGAGUUGCACUGCUGCAACUUCUCUCUCUCGGCUUAUCACUAUUGACCUCUUGGCUGAAUCUGUGCCUUUUUUGGUGGUGGGGAAGGAUACCACUCAGCUUUGCAGCCUGUGGCCUUCCCAUCUCAGCCACAUCCAGAGAACUGUAUUGAUGUGUGACUAGCAGUGCCUGCCGCCACCCAUUUGCACUUUCCUCCUGCCUGCUUCAGGCAGCUGCUCUGUGGCUAAGGACACCUCGGUCACUGGGAUGGUCCAGCAGCAGUUGCUAUGACAAUGCUGCAGUGGGUGUUUGUCAAGUGAAACCAAAGGUGAUCAACACACCUUUCUUUCCUGCCCCCCCCCACCUCCUGUAUCCCCCUCCAUAUUGGCCCACAAACACCAACUAUGGGUUCAGGUCAUUUUUUACCCUCUGAAGCCAGGCCAUGGCUAACCGAGCAGGCUUGUGGCACAUGAAAUUUGGCUUGGCUGCCAUAGCUUCUCCCGCCAAUGGGCUAAGAUGCUUCAGCCACCCAAGAGUUCUUACAAAUCAAGCGACUGCUUUCAUUGGAUGGAGCUAAACUGUUUUGGGAGCAGUUGGUUUCUUUGCAAUGUGGGCAAACGUUUUCAGUCUCCCUUCAGAAGCAGUCAUAUAGCUUGCCAUAGGCUGCACCAACUUUCUCCAACCCUAGUGCCUUCCUACUGCCUUGGACUACAUCACCCUCUGCCUAGCCCUAGGUCCUCCUCUUCUUAAUAUGUCCCAGUGGGGAGCACUAGGUAAACUGCCCAGUCUCUUUCAACUGCCCCAGGGCAGGCAGAGAAGCAUGUCUGAAGAAAUCUGACUCGCUCAUGGACAGUGCCUAAUACAGUAGAUGAAAAUACUCAAAACUCUUUAUGCAUAACUUUUUAACGUUUUAAUUUAAAAUAAAAAUAUUUUUCUAUGCAAUUGGUUGGUUUUCCCUUUUGUGUGUGUGCGCGCUGGGGGCGGGGGAGUAUGUAUAGAGGUUUGGAUCUGGGUGAUGAAUCUUCUGCAAAAAAAACUCCUCCCUGAAUAUGGCUACAAGCCAUGAUGGCUAUGCUCUACA
Zootoca vivipara (common lizard) is the source of this 7269-nucleotide messenger RNA. The record is from RefSeq and is a predicted model, not a curated record. Lineage: Eukaryota; Metazoa; Chordata; Lepidosauria; Squamata; Lacertidae.